Molecule: messenger RNA, 3167 nt
Organism: Haliotis rubra (blacklip abalone)
Lineage: Eukaryota; Metazoa; Mollusca; Gastropoda; Lepetellida; Haliotidae
Product: RING finger protein nhl-1-like
Biological process (GO): negative regulation of translation; proteasome-mediated ubiquitin-dependent protein catabolic process; protein polyubiquitination
Molecular function (GO): translation repressor activity; ubiquitin protein ligase activity; protein binding
Source: RefSeq, a predicted model, not a curated record
CUCAUUGAGAAAUAUUGGCCCAAAUACACCACUGACAUGGUUCCGACAUUACUCACGCCAAAGAUAUUUUGGGAACAUGGUUCGCCAUAAGAUCACCUCUGCCUGUGUCUUGAGCAUGAAUGAGGGUGAACUGACCUACUCCUCUGACCAGAUCGAGCAGCUCCUUCAGUGUUCAGUAUGCCUUGACAGAUACAAGACCCCAAAACUGUUGCCAUGCCAACACACAUUCUGCCACCAGCCAUGUCUUGAAGGUCUGGUUGACCACCGUCUCCGGACAAUACGAUGCCCGGAGUGUCGAGCCGACCACAUCGUCCCCCGGGGAGGGACAGCCAACUUCCCCAACAACCUGACCAUCAUCAGCUUCUUGGAGUUGGCAGGGCAGAGAAGAUCCACAGGGAUCCAGUUCGAGGAGAUCCAGGCCAUCGGGUCCAAUGUCACGGCGGCUAUUGUACCUCAGGGUGCUGGAGCUGUGGGAGGGACUGGAGCCUCGUCCAGUGGAGCCACUUCCACUUCUACGUCCACAAUUACAGGUGGAGCUACCACAUGUUCUGAGUGUUUGCGUGAGCGGAAUAUAUCACGGUGUGCUCAUUGCAAUGACUUGCUUUGUGACAGCUGCAAGAGAGGACAUUUUGAUCGCUAUAAGAAUGAUGUGACUCGCCUCAUAGGUCAGAUCCGACGCAGCCUGCCGAACUUAUCCGAUUCCUUGAGUGGCAUCAGCAGCCAGGGGUCUCAGCUUCAGGAACGAUGCGAGACAGCCAAGGAGGAACUGACUGAAGCUAUUGAGAAGCAUAUACGAGAGUUGAGAAAUAGGCAUAGGGAGUUGUUAGGUGAAAUCGAUAGCUUUAUUCUUGGGGAAUUACGAUCUCUUCGAACGCAUCAGGAAAAUGUUGAAGUUGAAAUUGCAAGUAUUGCAAGUUUUUGUGACUCUUCUGAAGCAAGCAUGAACAGAUCCAGCACCCCUGAGGCUCACAUUAUGGAGGUGAAACAGCAGUGUCUGGAACAUCUCGAGUCACUUCGAAGUAUUGACUCAGGAAGGGUGAGAGCUCCAGUUCUGCGUCAUCUCCAGAUUGAGAUGGAAGGACAGUACCUGUCCAACACUAUUGACAAUUUUGGUGAAGUAAUUGUUACGAGUGGAUUAUCACGGAGUGCUCCAGCAGCUUCUCAGAGAUCGCAAGACCACACAGCCAUCUGGUGGAGCAAGGGCAGAGAGUCUGAAGGUGUGGAGAGAAGAGAAGGUAGAGCAACAUGGCAGAUUCCAGGGUCCAUGGACUAUUCAUUAAGGGUUGCUGAAACAAGAUCACCCUCUGUGUCUCCUAAUCUUGAAAGGCGAGGAGCUGUUGCCAGAGAUUCUAGACUGUCCAGAGUUUCAUUUGAGGAACACAAUGCAGAUGAUGAUGGUGAAAGGAGAAUGUUGGGAAAUCGGUCCCUCCCCUCAUCCCCGCUUGUCGAAGUUCGACGGAGACCUCGGAGGGAGCACCACUCAGAUACACGUAUUGCUGGACUUCUCUCUGGAGGUGAUGGUCUGUCCAUUAUGGAGAGGAACAGAGCGAGGCACAGAAGCAUCGGUGCUCUACCCACUCCUGAUGAAGAAUCUCUUGAUGGGAAUUCAGUAGAAUCUGAUUCGCCUCCCAGAUUUGUUCGAGAACAAACUUAUGUCCGUGACUCCCCAGCUCGCAAUGCUACAAACCAAGCCCCAGAUGGGGCCUGGAAUCGAGGUUCUGUUCGACCAGCUGUACGGUUUGAUGUAGCCAUGAGCCAAUCAGAUGAUCAGUCAAACGGUGAAUCCAGUGGGAACUAUUCUUUCAGUCGGGCCAACGCAAGUCCAAGCAUGUAUGUGUCUUCCCCCAGAAACAAGUACAACCAGAAGGGCCAUGCUGUUCUCAGGUUUGGUGAACGUGGAAAUGAAACAGGAAAGUUUACCUGGCCACGUGGUGUGGCUGUGUCGCGCUUAGACGACAAUAUCUACAUUGCAGACAGCUCGAAUCACAGAGUCCAAGUCUUUGCAGCAGAUGGAAGGUUCCUUAAGACUUUCGGUUCGUAUGGUCAGAACGAGGGAGAGUUUGACUGUCUUGCAGGAAUUGCUGUUAAUGGUCUGAACCAGGUGAUUGUCUCCGACCGCUACAAUCAUCGUAUUCAGAUCUUCGACCGACGUGGUCAGUGUCAAAAUGUUUUUGGUACAGAGGGCACAGGGGAUGGUCAGUUGAACUACCCGUGGGGGAUUGCCUGCGACAAUAUGGGAUUCAUCUAUGUCUGCGACAAGGAAAACCAUCGCAUACAAGUCUUUCAGUCCAAUGGUACCUUUGUGAGAAAGUUUGGCCGGUUCGGUCAGGCGCCUGGUCAGCUGGAGAACCCACAUUAUGUGGCUGUGAGCAAUGAUAAUAAGGUCUACGUCAGUGACAGCAGCAAUCACAGAAUCCAGGUUUUCAACAUUUACGGUGACUUCCUCUUCGUUUUCGGGUCGAAUGGAACUCAGAGAGGCCAGCUGAAAUUCCCCCGUGGUAUAGCUAUCGACAACCAAGGAUUCGUUGUGGUAGCUGACAGUGGGAAUAAUCGAAUUCAGAUAUUUCGAGCUGAUGGAAGGUUCUACACCAUGUUCGGAAGCUGGGGAAACGAGAACGGUCAGUUCAAAGGGCUGGAGGGAAUUGCAAUACAGUGUAACGGAAACGUUAUUGUCAGUGACAGAGAAAAUCACAGAAUCCAGGUAUUCUGAACAUGUAUUGAUUAACAGUGUUCAUGUACAUGCUAACAUUACUGCCAAAUCACAUCAGGAUACAAGAGGUGAUUCUCUUUAUCAGGUUUAUUGGUGUUUUAAUCAUCUUAUCAGUAUUAUCAAGUCUGUGAAGGAAUUUACAGACAUCGCUUUUGGUUUCAGAAAAUGGAACAUAAGAAAUUAUAUCACAUUGAUUCAUUGCAGAUGUCAUCAGAUGUGAAAAUGUAUGUUUGUCUAAAUUUUGUUUAUCAUGCAUGCUAUAUAACUUUAUAUAUCUUUAUUUUAUAUUUUACUUUGUUUGAUUACGACCAGUAAUUGAUUCUCAUAGAUUCUAUGCCACUGAAAAGAAGUGUAAACAGACUGAUUCUUUCAUACAACUAUGAUUGGCUGACUGCAUAUCAAUAUGAAAGGGCGUGGGGUAGCCUAGUGGUUAAAGCAUUGGCUCGUCACGCCGAAG